Messenger RNA from Drosophila virilis, 5870 nucleotides. RefSeq lists its product as uncharacterized. The record is from RefSeq and is a predicted model, not a curated record. NCBI's taxonomy places the organism in Eukaryota, Metazoa, Arthropoda, Insecta, Diptera, Drosophilidae.
UUUACAUAUUUAUUAGAAUAAUUUUUUGGGAAGAGCGAAAAGCCUUAAUUUUCAACAAAAUAAAGUAUGCAGCCGUUUCCAUCGCAUAACAAAUAUAAUGAAUGCCCUACAAAUAUCUUUCUUGAUUGGCUCGUGUUUCGGGACGAAUUAAGUUAUCGAUUGUUUAGUAUUACUUAAAUGGUAAGCUCAUCAAUAUUGUCGUGAGUUCGAGGGCCGUAGGAGGAAAGACUGCGAAUAAAACAAUGGUACUAGCACGUUUUGCAUUACGCUGUCUCUAUUCACAUCGGAGUACCAUGGCCAGGCCCAGACGUAAACCUUGCAGUGUUCAAAUCGCAACUCCACCUUCGUUUGGCACGCGACAUGAUCUUUUAUUCGCAGUUUUUAUUGUAAGUGCGACUUGCGCUGAAGACAAGACGUGGUGUAACUUUGGUGUUACAGUGUGUGUACAUAGACACAGCACAGGCAGGGCCUCCACCCAGUUAUAGAGUCACCAUUGGUACGCAGCCACCGUAAAAUAUAGCAGAAACUAUCUCCGAGCUGAGUAGGAUGACACAACGGUCACCCAGGAAAAGCCCACGCUUAAACGAUGGCCAGGAGAUAGCUACCACGGCAGACAAAGCGGACAAGUAGAAUGGUGAGCACUGUAUCACAAAUGCAAGUUCCCGCUGUUAGCGCACCACAAAGCUCCAGCACCGUUAAUGUGGGCACAAAUGUACAACCUGCCGGCACUCUGGCCGCGGCAGUGAGUGCACGAGCCAGCACAUUGACAGGAGCGCCAAGCCCAAGCACGCAACUCUCAAGUAUGCAAGUCAUGGACUUGAUAAAGAGAGUCGCGGCGCUAGAGCAUGAGUUGCAGAGGUCAAAAACUGGUCAAGCACAUGUGAGUAUAAUUACUGAUCCCGUUAAGUUAAGUAAUGCUGGCGUGAGUGGUACAGCUAACCUGCCGCAAUCUUUGAUCGGAGCUUUGAUCGAAGCUUCGUCGAGUGGAAGUUUGAGUGAAACUGCAACUAUGAGUGUAAUCCCAAAUUCAAGCCUAAGUUUGAGUGAAACUGCAAUUUUGAGUGGACUACCUUUUUGGGGCAGAUCGCCAUCUUUGAGUGAGGCACUGACUACGUCAUUGAGUGGAAGUUUGGGAACACAGUUGCAAAUGGUAUAACGGGCUACAGUUAUGGAUAACUGCUCUACAACGUCAAGCCGCUCGACGCCACAUUGCUUUGCAGGCAUUGCACAGCCAACGCUUAGCUACACUCCGGCACAGGAGACUCUGGAAGUCGUUGCUCAUACAUCCCAGGAAUGUGAACAACGUAAUAGAACAAUUACGUUUUAGAUACGGCCGCCCAAAACAGCUAAUCCUACAAUGAUGGAGGAUUUGGUCGCUAAACUACCACCAAGCAAGAGGGUGGAAUGGGCCAGACACGCAGCUAUGAUUAGGCCUUUCCCAACAGUCGUACAUUUUAGCGCGUGGUUAUCGGACUACGCCAAUGUGGUAUGUACGAUUGUGGACGUCGAUAGUAAGGAGCAAAGGCGUAGAGUGCUGCAUGCCAGCAUUGACCAGAAUAAUGAAGGGCGUCACCGAGGUCGCACCAAAUAGUGUCCAAUCUGUAAUGAACAACACGCAGUUAGGGACUGCAAUGAGUUUAACUUAGCCUCUCCGCUAAAGAGGUGGACAGUCGUAAAAAGGCACCGGCAUUGUUUUUCGUGUUUACGAGUUGGACACAUGGCAAGAGUCUGCAAUAGGGCCAACGAAUGCCAAGUUAAUGGAUGCCGAAAGAGACAUUAUCUUACAUGAUUAUGAUGCCAUGAGUGACAAUGUACCGCAGCCAGCAGGUGAUAGAGUGAUGAAUACUGGACGGAUGCCGCAGCCAGCGGAUCCUCACACAAGGGCACCGCAGCCAGCGGACGCUCAAUCGACGCAACAAAGGAACUUAAUUUGUGUCGAUUCGGAUGGAAAACGCCUUCUAUUCCGCAUAUUGCCAGUGACAUUGCACGGGGCCAAUAAGCGGAUCGAUACGUACGCGCUCCUCGACGAGGGCUCGUCUGUAACGAUGAUCGACGACGAGCUACUGCGCGAUCUAGAUAUCAAAGGGGAACGCAGGCAACUAAAUAUACAGUGGUUUGGUGGAAGAGCAACCAGGGAGCCGACCACAGUGGUAAGCAUGGAAGUGGGUGGAGCGGACAAGCGCAAACGGCGUGUGUUGCGAAAUGUGAACGCCGUGUCCAACCUGAGCUUACCAAUGCAAAGCCUGCAUCAACGUGACAUCCAAAUGUGGGGCAACGGUGCACGUCUUCCAAUGAAACCGUAUCGCGGGGCGGUACCAAAACUUCUGAUUGGACUUGACCAUGCACAUCUUGGACUGCCAAUGCAAAUAAAAAGAUUUGCACCACAGGGACCAUAUGCCGCAGCCACCGAACUUGGAUGGGUGGUUUUUGGGCCGGUAAGAGAUCACCCGACGGCAACGUCAUCAAAGUCAUGCCUCCUAGCAGUUUCGCAGGAGGAUGCAAUCCAAAAGAUGGUAAACGACUAUUUUGAUAUCGGGGUGAAGCUUACGCCACCAGUCGCAGCCAGCGACGAUGCACGAGCACAGAGGAUACUCGAAGACACCACGGUGAAAAAGAUUGGUCAACAUUGAGAGAAAGAUGAAGCGUAACGAUCAGUUUAAACAAGCCUAUAUGAAAAUUAUGGACGAUUAUGUUCAUAAAGGAUAUGGUGGGCGAUUGAAGCAGCAUGAGGUCGCUUUAGCCAACAGCGACAAACUUUGGUAUCUUCCGCACUUUGGAGUUGAAAAUCCAAAUAAGCCCGGUAAGAUAAGACUGGUGUUCGACGCGACAGCAAAAGUUGGUGAUAUUGAUCUUGGCAUUAUCCAAGGGCCGCAGUACUAUAAGUCGCUGCCGGCUGUUCGCUUCCAUUUUCGGGAAGGUGCCGUUGGCAUUUGUGGAGACAUCCGAGAGAUGUUCCAUCAAGUUUUGAUUCGACCGCAGGAUAGAUGCGCCCAGCGAUUCCUGUGGCGAAACGGCGAUGAACGCCGGGAGCCUGAUGUUUAUGAGAUGAGGGUAAUGACGUUUGGAGCAGCUUGCUCGCCAAGCACCGCACACUUUGUGAAGACGUUGAAUGCCCUGCAGUUUCAGGAUUCAGACCCUCGCGCGGUUAAAGCUAUUCUUGAAUGCCACUAUGUGGACGACUAUGUGGAUAGUUUUGAUAGUGAAGGCGAAGCCAUCACCAUAUCAACAAGAAUAAGAGAAAUACAUGCAAAUGCUGGGUUUGAACGGUAGCUGACGCGCUGGGCCAACAUGGGACUGCAAGGAGCAUCGGAUGGGGCGAAGCUGAAGAAAAAAUUCUAGGCAUGUGUUAACACCCAGCCACGGACUAUUUUAAAUUCAACAUGAAGUACCACAAAGUACCCCGAUGUAAGCUAAAUUUAGAGCGAAUUCCUACAAAGAGAGAAUUUUUGAGCUUGAUCAUGUCAACAUUCGAUCCUCUGACAUUUCUUAGCUGCCUCAUGAUAACUGGAAAGUUACUAAUGCGUGAGAUUUGGCGACGAAAUGUGCAAUGGAAUGAACCCUUACCAGAUGAGAUCGCCCGGGCCUUUAGCAAAUGGCUUCAGGAUAUGAACAAUGUGGAAGGAUUUCGGAGCUCGCGCCAUUACUUCGGCCCAACACCUGUACGGGCAAUACAGCUGCACGUUUUUGUCGAUGCUAGCCAGUCAGCAUUCGCAGCCGUGACUUACUUGAGGGUCACCUACGACAACAACGACGUGCGAGUAUGCUUCGUAUGUGCCAAGAUGAAGUGUGCCCCAUGAAGACGAUGUCAAUUCCAUAACUGGAAUUGCAAGCAGCCGUGUUAGGAACGAGGCUGAUGGACACUGUCAAAAGGGAGCACAGUAUAGCGAUCAGUGACGCUAUACUUUGGACUGACUCCAAGACUGUGCUGCGUUGGAUAGGCAGCACCCACCGUCGAUAUAAGCAGUUCGUCGGAAAUCAAGUGGGCGAAAUUUUGGAGUCAACAAAGGUUUCCCAAUGGAGAUGGGUACCUACUGCUGAAAAUGCAGCAGACGACGCAACGAGGCCGCAUUGCCACGUGAACCUCAGCCAACGGUCCCAUGGUUAGACGGGCCAACAUUUUGCGGCAGUCAAAAAGCAGCUGGCCGCAGUCCGAACCGGGCACGGAACACUCAUCCUACGAAGAUGAAGAAAAGAUGCCGAGUGAAUUUGCCUUAGUUGCAGCAAAUAACUUUUUCAUUUCAUUUCAGAGAUUCUCUAGCUACAGUCGGCUGGUGAGGACGACGGCUUGGGUCUUAAAGUUCACGCGCUGGAGCCGUGGACAGAGGACUGAGCUUGAGAGAUUCGGCCUCACCGUGACGGAGUGUGAGAACGCUGAGAACUUGCUGAUACGGCGAGCGCAAUGCGAAGCGUUCCCUGACGAGGUUCGAGCCUCAUACAAUGAAGAAUCAGUCGGUCAUCGAAGCGACAUAAGAGGGCUGGCGCCAUACUUGGAUGACAAUGGAGUCUUGCGUGCGUAUGGCAGGAUCGAUGCCGCACUGUGUAUACCGCAUAGUGCGAGAAGGCCAAUAAUAUUGUCACACCGGCACGCACUGACGGAACUGAUUGUGUAUCACUACCAUGUGAAAAAAAGCAUCAAAACGUGGGUGCAACGAUUGGUGACAUCAGGACCAGAUUUUGGAUAACAAAGCUGCGUCGAGUGUUGCGUACAGUAAUAUCUGGAUGUAGUGUGUGCAAGCUAUAUAGAGCGCAGCCAGCGCCCCCUAUAAUGGGUCCUUUGCCAGAGGACAGACUGGAGGCCAAUGGAUGGCCAUUUAAGUUUACGGGUCUGGACUAUUUUGGACCACUCCUUGUGACGAUCGGACGUCGAAAGGAAAAGUAAUGGGUCGCCUUGUUAACGUGUCUGACAACAAGGGCCAUACAUUUGGAGCUGGCAUAUGACCUGUCAACUGAUUCCUGUAUAAUCGUAAUCAGGAACUUUCUUUACCGUCGCGGACCUGUACUGAGGUUGCGCAGUGACAACGGAAAGAACUUUGUUGGGGCCAACAGAGAAUCCAAAAAGCUAAUAGAUGUAUUCGAGCCGGAGAAGAUUCAGGGUGAGCUAUCUUCUAGAGGCAUUGAAUGUAUCUUCAACUGCCCAGCGAACCCAGCUGAAGAGGAGCCUGGAAGAGGAUGGUGCAGUGUGUCCUUAGAGUGCUACGCAACACAGUAAAGGAAGUGGCACCAAAGCUGCAUGUACUGGCCAAUCUGCCUGACACGCCCGCUAUCCACGAGCAGCCGAACGAGAGAUGCGUCACGAGGAAGCAGUGGCGCUUGGCGCGGCUGUUACGAGACCGUUUUUGGAAGCGGUGGGUCUUAGAGUACCUGCCUACACUUGUGCGACGCGUGAAAUGGUGUGCGGGCGUUGAGCCGAUACGCCAUGGUGAUAUGGUGUUUAUAUGCGACCCGACCGUGCCACGCAGAAAGUGGCGAAAGGGCAUAGUGGAGGAGCUCUACAUGUACCAGAUGGAGUGCCUCGACUCGCCAGCGUCCGCGUGGCGGACAACAACCGAGUGCGACUGAUGACUCGUCCCGUGGCUAAACUAGCCAUACUGGCUGUGAGUAAAGCAGGGCCUUCACGGGGGCGGGGAUGUUGCAGGACGAAUUAAGCUAUCGAUUGUUUAGUAUUAAGUAUAUUCUGAAAGUAUGUAUUUUUGCCCUCUGAAUGUACGGGCACACUGUAUUUGGCUUGUUGCCGCCAUUACUUCAAUGUUAAGCUCAUUAUUGUCGUGAGUUCGAAGGCCGUAGGAGAAAAGACUGCGGUAAGAUUCUGAGGGAAUAUAUAUCCAAUUUCUAACCUAUGUAAUCCGUUUAGAAUAAAACACUUGCACUAG